AUUCAAAAAUUACGGUACGUACGUUACGGUACUACGACGUCACAAUCACGUCAUGUUGCAGGUCGGUUUUGGCUUCAGCCGACCAAGUCCAUGCUUCGAUGCAUGUCUGCAUGUGGAACAAAUAACUGGCCAACUAAUCCCAUACCGGUACCUAACCCACAUCGCGACAUUGACUGGUACGGUAACCGGACGUCACACGUCAGGACGUGGGCCAUGGUUCGCCAUAUUUUUGUCCCGGCUUUUUCCCCCACAACGCGGUAACGUCACACCUGACCUGCAGACCGGGCACUGGUACGCUACCUACUUGCGGUAAUUCGAAAUUUAUUUUUACUUGUCAAAAUUUGAAAAUUUUUCGCAGUUUGGUCAUCAGUUCUGCAAAUAGGUUACAGAUUAUGGUUGUAAUUAGGUUUGCAAAAGCUGUGAAAAACAAUCCAAAAAAGUCUAUCGCUGGUGCAAUCGUCUUAGCAUGGUUCGGAAAAUGGGCAGAAAAAAGAUACAUAGCGCAUCUUUUCAGAAGGGCUGAAUGUCAAACAGCUGUAAAACUUGGACAAAAAAGUUUACAUGAACUUCAAGACGCAAAGCGUGUCACAGUUCUUUUGAACCCUGCUGCGAAUGGUGGAAAAGCAAAUGCUUUGUAUGAGAAGUAUGCAGCCCCAAUACUACAUCUUGCUGGUUAUGAUGUGCAUCUGGUGAAAUUAAACUAUGAGGGAGAAGCUAAAAAACUUAUGUCUGUUGUCAACAAUGACAUUGAUAUGAUUAUUUGUGCUGGCGGCGAUGGAACUCUAAGUGAAAUUGUCACAGGUUUAAUGCGACGACCAGAUUCAAAUUGGAAGAAGAUUCCUAUUGGAAUUAUUCCUCUCGGCAAGAAAAAUACAAUGUGUAGGAGAUUGAUUCAAAAUGCGGAUCAUGAUAAACAACCUCAUUUUAUUUGUAGCGCAGCAUCCGCCAUAACCAGAAGUAUACAAACGCCUGUAGAUGUUAUGAAAAUUGAUGGUUCGACUGGGAAAACUGUUUAUGCUGUUUCAAGUAUCAGUUGGGGCACCUAUAGUGAUCUUCAGGAUAGAAUAAAAAAGUUUUGGUUUCUCGGCCCUCUGAAAUCAUACAUACCAUUUGUUUUGUCUUUAUUGAAGUCUGACCCUACAAAGCCGAGAACAUUUUCUAUAUCAUACACAGACCCUGAGGUUGUUCCUAUUUCCCUAGAAGAAAAUUGUGUGGAAAACAGUUCUGGCCUUUCGGUGUCUUCCCUUCUCUCCAAAAUCUUUUACAGGUUCUGGCCUUGGAAAUCAAAAUCAGAGCCACUCAUUGAACAAACUGCUGAGUUAAUUGAAGAAAAUUGGAAUGAUUUACCCAAAACAAGCAUUGAGUUUUUUGCUCAAGCGAAUAAGCAUUUGAAUUCUGAGGGAAGAGAGAAAGCCUCGAUACAAGUACAGCUCGAGUCUAAUAAUGUGUCGUACACUGAUUUUGUUACACAUGGCCCAUUUAUAUUCCAAAAGGGUGAUCACCCAUUUGUUAACACUGACUCUGAUUUUGAAGUGGAUAAAUUAAAGUUAUCAUCACAAUUAUCUGAUAAUUACGAGCAACACAUUAGUAUUGAUAAUGAUAGAUAUGAAGCAAUGGAUUUAUCUGUCCAAUUAGUUCCCAAUUGCAUUAACAUGAUUUGUUCAAAAUAAAAAGGUUUCUGCAACGAAUUAACUGUCUAUCUAAUCCAUUACCCAACAUGGACUGGUAACCGCACAAGGGGCCAUGGUUCGCCACAUAAUUAAGCCAUCCUUUCCCCUGAUUUUCCACUCCCUUGGAUUGAUUUAUAAUGUCAUUAAUAGUUUAAAAUUCCUGGUAUUGUAGAUUUACAAUGAAGAUGUUCCCUUUUUUCAAAAUACAAUACAAUGUGCAACCCGAUUCUAAUAAGUUAAUGUCGAACAUAGACUAAGGUGGUAUUUCAGUCCGCCCUUCAUACUGCCUUAUGAGGACUUUUUAAUUAAUUAGCUUCAAAACAGACUGCCUUAACUCUUUCUGCAAAUUUUUGUACUGCUCUUUCCUAUUGUUUCACGUAAAUGAAAUUCUUUCCCAAGUCCAUAUGCUCCAAGUUAAAAACUCAUGCUUUGGCAUACUCUUUGAUUUGGUAUUGCCUGUUCCAGAACAAUUUAACAUAAAAUGAAUAGUACGGUUUUGAAUCGAACAUAUAGUCUGCUUGAAAAGCGGGAUAAAACUUUCAGUUUGAAUUGUCCAGAAUAAAAUUAUCCAAUAUUCCAAAUACAGUCUCAAUUACUGUUCACAAAUACAUUUUAAAUUUGGCCAUGUUUGAUGAAUAUAUAUUUUUGUGAGAAUUCCACUCAUAAACCACCAAGUUUUACUUUUCAAACAUACCAUAAUAUGAAUAUCAAAAAAUCAAAUAUUCACCAUUUUCAAAUUAUAAAUUCGUUCGAACAUCCCAGUUCUCAACUGUUCUUCGUAUAGGUAAAUCGUUUGAUUUUCAACAAAAAGUGCAGAGUUAAACAAAUUUCCACUGACAUUCUAAGAGCUAUAUUUAAGUAAAGGAGGUGGAAAUAUCAGUAGAUAGUUGUUAAUAUUAUACUUUAAAUAAUUCAACAUUUUUUGUUUAAUCGUUUUUUAUUCUUCUCGAAUGUUCAAUUUUGUUACUACAAUGAAACGCAUAAGAUCAUAUACCAGUAUGGGGUAUAAGAGAUGUUUUGCUGUUAGUUUUUCAUGUUCAGAUUAAACGAUCAAAACACUGA
This is a messenger RNA of Styela clava, 2732 nucleotides long. Its product is annotated as acylglycerol kinase, mitochondrial-like. Gene Ontology annotation, molecular function: ATP-dependent diacylglycerol kinase activity; acylglycerol kinase activity; ceramide kinase activity. The record is from RefSeq and is a predicted model, not a curated record. Lineage: Eukaryota; Metazoa; Chordata; Ascidiacea; Stolidobranchia; Styelidae. Gene Ontology annotation, biological process: sphingosine biosynthetic process; ceramide biosynthetic process; phosphorylation. Gene Ontology annotation, cellular component: cytoplasm; mitochondrion; membrane.